AUUGUGAAGCGCGAAGGAGACGCAAUGUGAGGUCGUGUUUGCUUUAUGUCUAUGGGUCUUUCAGUGAUAUAAUUUAUACAAACUCAUAAUAUAAUCAUGCCUAUGAAAGGCAGAUUUCCCAUACGGCGGACGCUGGAGUAUCUUCAGAAAGGAGAAGUCGUCUUUAACAACUCGGUGAAGAUUAUGACUGUCAAUUAUAACACGCAUGGAGAUCUGAGCGAAGGAGCAAGGAAGUUUGUGCUCUUCAACAUCCCACAAAUCCAGUACAAAAAUCCCUGGGUUCAAAUAAUGAUGUUUAAAAACAUGACUCCCUCUCCCUUCCUCAGAUUCUAUCUCGAUGAUGGUGAACAAGUGCGGAUGGAUGUCGAAGGAAAGGACUACAAAGAAAUCACACAGCAUGUGAAAAAGAUUCUGGGCAAGUCAGAUAAAGUCCUCGAGGCCGAAGCUUUGGCUAAAAUGGAGUUGUCAAACCCUGCUAACUUUGGGCCCAAGAAAUACUUUCUGCGGGAGUGUAUGAGCGAGGUAGAGGGGCAGGUUCCUCAUCCGCGUUUCGUGCCUCUUCCCAAAGAGAUGACCGGCAAAUACAGAGCCAAAUUGGCUGCUGGCACAGACGAUUAAGAACAGUUUGAGAAGACCUCAAGUCAUAUAUGUUUUUUUUCUGUAGCAUGACGUUCUAAUUUAAAUGAUGCCGUUACCUAGUUUUUUUUACUGUAACUGUCAAUUUCUGUAGUAAGAGAUUUUUCCAAAAAUCACAAAACCCCAUGAAGUUUGUGUGUUACUAGCAGAAAUGUAAAUAAAUGUACAACAUUU
This is a messenger RNA of Triplophysa dalaica, 810 nucleotides long. It is a transcript of the gene mrps25, whose product is annotated as mitochondrial ribosomal protein S25. The transcript has 4 exons. NCBI's taxonomy places the organism in Eukaryota, Metazoa, Chordata, Actinopteri, Cypriniformes, Nemacheilidae. The coding region runs from base 97 to 618 and encodes 173 amino acids. Gene Ontology annotation, molecular function: structural constituent of ribosome. Gene Ontology annotation, cellular component: mitochondrion. The record is from RefSeq and is a predicted model, not a curated record.